AUGAUGUACAAUCGUACGUAGCAGCUGCCGAAGUGCUUAAAGAAAGAGGAGCUUAUAAAAUAUAUGUCUUAGCUACACAUGGCUUGCUCAGCUCAGAUGCACCUAGGCUCAUUGAAGAGUCUCCGAUCGAUGAGGAAAAAAUCCAUUCCGAAUAAAACAUGGCAUUGGAUCUUGAAUUAAGCAAGAUUACCGUUUCGUUGCAAGCGGACGAAAAAAAUCGUCGCAGACAAGCAUUAGAAGAAAUAAUGAAAAAUAUAUCUCGGGAGGAGACGUCGAGCAAACUCGACGAUCUGGUCAAAAUAUGGGAGAGUGUGGAUAGAUUUCUAGUCAGAAUCUUGAACGACAAUACUGAGACAUGUCGGGAUCUGACUGUAGGAAUACUCAAAAUUUUUCUCGAAGCUCUGCCACCCAACGACAAACACAUAAUCUACGUUAUACCAAUAAUGUCUAGACGAUUAGGCGCGCAGGAACAGAUCGAGUCAUCGGAGGAAGUACGCUUGAAAUGCGUGUCUCUUCUGCGUACGAUAAUCGCGAAAUAUAAGGAUCUGCUGGCGCCAUAUAUCCAGGAUGUGACAGGAAUAUUGGCCCGCACCGUUAUGGAUAAUUAUCCGAAUGUAAAGAAGGAGAGCUGCAAGUGCAUAUCGGACUACGCGAAGACUCUGCCGAGGCAUUUCUAUUCGCAGUCGGAGCAUCUGAUAAAACCUAUCUUGAACAAUUUUACGCACCAACAUUAUAGAGUUCGACUCGCCGCUGUUAAAGCGAUAGGUGAUGUAAUCCAGUAUGGGAAUAGUAAGUCGAUGGAAGAAGUGGCAACUCCUUUGGCACAGAGACUCUUUGAUCAAAGCGGAAUUGUCAGGGAAGCUGUAAUUGAGGUUUCUGGCUACUGGUUGACACAACUACCUGACAGAUAUGGUUGGUGGCACAAGCUUCUUCCAUUGAUCUUGACAGGAUUGCAUGACGAACUCGAGGAAAUUCGUGUGAAAGCGGCAAACUUGUGGGAUGCUGCGGGAAGAUUGUACAUGGAAGAGAACGAAAAUGACAGAAAGUUGAAAGAUAAGAUGGAUUUUCUUACAGAAGAUCCGGAACAUUAUCCUCCGGAAAUUUCUAGACCAAAUUUAGGAUGUCGUGUAAUUGCACAGCAGAAUUUAUGUAAGCUAAUUAAUGGCAUCAGCGUCGAACUUGGAGAUUGGUUGCCAGAUAUACGUGUACGCUCUGCGCAAUUACUUUGCGUAUUGAUAUUAAACGUUGAAGAGGAUGUUACACAAUAUAUUGAAAAACUCUUGCCACCUAUGUAUCGUGCUUGCAAUGACGAAGACAAAAGAGUCGUGGGCUGUGUGGAAACCGCUGCGCGAUAUUUGGGCUACUUUGUGGAACCUAAAAUUUAUUGCCACUUAGUGCUUCCCACUCUGGAGGAGUGUCUAACGGUCGGACACCUGCGUGUCUUCGCGGCGAUUAUCAAUGGCAGCGAACGGGGAGCUCUUUUGUUACAGCUGGACAGAAUCGCGUACUUCUUGCAGCGGCCGUAUGUUUGCCAAAGCAGAAAGAGCAACUAUCAACGUCAAAUACUAUCUUGCUGCGAUUCUCUUCUCAUAGUUUGUAAACAGGACUGCAUGACGAUUACUCAAGCAUUAUUCACCGUAAUAUUCACUGUGUACGCAAUGAGCGUAGAGUCUUUCAUUCGCGAGGAAGCGGACAGACUCUUGAAGGUGCUUGUCGAUAUAAAUUCACUAAAGGAUAACGAGGAUCUUUUUCGCAAUCACGUAAAACCGCUGUUAACGUCGAUUAACGACGAGUGCGCCUCGUGGUCGAUUUACAGUGCGGAAUCACAAAUUUUUUGUGCUUGCCUAAAUCGCGCUGGAAUCGCCGUGGCGUAUAGUAUGGACCUCGCAUUACCUAUUCUCAAGAAAACCAUGAGCAAGGAUGCCGAUCCAGAAUUGAAACUGCGGCACUUUAUUCUGCUUUCGGAAUACUUUCUUAACAAUCAGAAUUUACAUCAACAUAUCGAGGAUCCGCAUAAAUUCGUGAACACAAUUAUCGAGGAAUUAGUUGUGCCUGGACUCAUCUGGAGCGCUGGCAGAGCAGCUGAAGCUAUUCGCACAGCUGCGGUUUGCUGUCUCUGUGCUAUCCUGGAGAACAAAAUAAUUAAUUCCGGCGAGAAAGGCGAGGAUUCACUUGCAAAUGAAAAAUCCAAAAUUUGUAUUACAAUAGACGAGUUUCCGUCUAUCUUCGACAAAGUCGUGCCAGUUUUGGUCAGUCUGGUGGACGAUAAGGCGAAGAAAACUAGACUAUACUCCAUGCGCGCCAUUUGUUUAUUAAUAACAGUUGGACAGGGACUAUCCUGUCUAAACGACGAACAUAUCCACCGCACAUAUCCAGUGAUAUUGAAAAGACUCGACGAUGGUUGCGAUGAUAUUCGCUAUGCAGCUGUGGAAGCACUCGUUGACAUAUGGAGCACUGCGUCUGAAGAAUAUGAUACUAUCGGUAGCAGAAGUCAUAUCGACGCUCUGUAUACAACAAUGAUUAUUCAUUUAGACGAUCCAGAGUCUCGUUUCCAAGAGAUAAUGCUGGAUGCUUUAAAGCGUGUCGCAAAAAUUUAUCCUGAAUUAUUGCAUCAAAAAUUGCAUAAUUGCCAGCCAAAUUUUAGGAAUAAAACAGGAAUAGAUGUACUUUUGGAACAUUGUCAAAUGAUGUCUGACCCUACGGGUGAUCAUGUAGAUGUGGUGGACGAGGAGUUGGAGUCCGAUUAUAAGCCUCCGCCGGAGAGGAGUAUCGAACAGAUCCUGGAGGCGGACAAAGAAGAUGAAAGUUUACGCAAAUAUAAGGAGACGCUUCUGGGAGAAGCAAAAGCUGGUGGUAUCGUAGUGGAUCCCAAUGAUCCUAGAAAGGUAAUAGUAAAGAAAUUGGCGCUGUGUGUCGCCGAUCGGCCGGAUAUGGAGUUAGACUUGACUGGUGAUUUAGCACAAUUGAAAAAACAGAUAUUUGUCAUCAAGGAGGGUGUGAGCUACAGAAUCAGAAUCGAUUUUAUUGUACAGCGUGAGAUUGUGCAUGGAUUGAAAUAUGUUCAGAAGACGUAUCGCCUUGGUGUGCCUGUUGACAAGAUGACACAUAUGGUAGGCUCGUAUCCUCCUAAAACAGAGCUUCAAUCUUAUACCACCCCACCCGAGGAUGCGCCAUCCGGCGUCGUAGCGCGAGGUUCUUACAGUGUCAGUUCUCUCUUCACAGACGAUGACAAGCACGAACAUCUCAAAUGGGAAUGGGCGUUCGAAAUCAAGAAGGAUUGGAAAGAAUAAAUCGUCUUUUAUCCUGUUUGGAUACAAGGAAGUCACGAAGACGAUAAUUUACAAUUCCUAGCCUUAUCACAUUUUGCAAAUAAUAAUUAAGAACGUGAAAUGCCAAAACACAGACUUGGAUGAAUGAUUUAUAAUGUUCUUUAGUUGUGGUCUCGGCGUUGCCAUAAAAAUUAAUAAUAUAUUUUAAGUAACAGAAGAGAGAAAGAAUAUAAUCAAUAUUUAUUAAGAGUUUUCUUUGUAAUUGAUUGAAUAUUCAAUCAUAAAAGUAGUACUCAAGAAUUGCAAAGUAUACGUAAUCUUUAGUCACUAGUACAAGCAGACGCCAGUAGUGAUGACUUAAGCGACGCACGACGUGACAAACCAGUGUUUCCAGGAAUGAUGAGUAUUAGAUGCAUGAGUGAAAUUUAUAGUGAAUGUUAAAGCCAACAUUUGAUCCACUAUAUAUGUAUAAUAUUAAUUAAGAGUAAAGAAAAUGCUCCAAAUUUUUAGAUAAUAUUUGUACAACAUGAUUUUCGGACAGCGAUCAGAGUUUGCUUGAUUAUUAUAUAUUCGUCACAUAUUUAACAUUCUAUAUAAUGUUAUACAAAAUUAUAUGUUAAAUAUCUAUUAACUAAAAAAACUGGUGAAAGAAAGGUUACAAAAAAAGAAUAACUACAGUACUUCUAUUCUUCUAUAUAAAUUAGAAAAUUCCUAAAAAAUCAUAUUACGUUCAUAAUAAAUUUUGAAUAGCAAAUUAGAUUAUAUUUAACUGCAUAAUAUAUUAUAAUCAGUUACUGAUCUCACAAAUAUAAUAAACUUUAUCAUCUAGCAAAAUAGAUGACACAAAUUUUUGCUUAUAAUUAUGGCAAUACUAUUAUUUAUAAUAAUAAUGAGAGAGAUGUAGAAAAAUUUCUCUAUAUUAAUGACUUUUAAUGGUUUUAUAUAAUUUGUAUUAAAGAUUAAUAUUUUAUUAAGAUGUAAAAAAAAAAAAAAACCUUUCGAUAGGUAGUGCCAUAAGUAGUCUCAGUCAAUUUUUGAUCGUUGCCCGAUAAGAUGAUACUACACUUAUAUAUCUUUAUUUUGUAAUAUAAUUAUUUCUAUAUAUUGCCAUAUAAUGGGCGAAAAUAUAUUGAUUUAGUUAUAGUUCAAGCAAGUAUCUUAUGGAUAUGAAUGCGCACUUAUCAAUAGUAAAAAUCUUGAAUGUUUUACAAACAAAUAAUUAUGGUAUUCUGUUUACAUACUUCUUGCAGGAAAAUUACCAGGAUUAUUAUUGGGAAUAAUAUUAUCAUAAAUACUACAUAUGUGUGUGCAAAUUGAAAGUUCCAAAAACAAAAACCAUGUCCUUCAUGGAGAAUAGUGAAUGCGUUUAUCACGCAAGUAACUAGAAUCAUUGAAAACCCUAAUUAUCUAGAAACGCGCACACCACCAACAAUUAAUCAAUGUGUAAAAAAAAUUUGUAUAUUUAUAUAAUCAUAUUGUAUUAGAGUCUGUGGUGUUUUUCCGAUAUACUGAUCAAUCGUGUAGGAAUGCCACGUAUUUGUACGAUAAUGAGCGAUGACAAAGAGAAGAAUAUAUAUUAGUAUAGACAUUUUGUACCUUUACUACGAGCUUCACGAGAGAAACAAAUAGAUUGAGAAUAGUUAUCUCAUUGGAAAGUUACACAAAGUAUAUAUUGAUACAUACGUAUUUGUGCAAAUAAAAUAGAAUCACAUUUUGCAUUCUUCAUCCAAAACAUAUUUUUCCACUACACAAACAACAUAGUCGUUUCGAUUGUGCCCUUUUAGCUCCAAUAGCAUCUUUUUUAUCAUCGAAUACAAGGUGAUCCUUAGUUUUCCUUUAUCGCUCUUAUUUGUACAUUCAUUUGUAUCUUGUAAGUGAUGGGAGAGAGGUAGAGAGAAAGAAAGAGAAUCUUCUAGAAUUGUCUGGGAUUAUUUAAGCUUAGGAUUUGAGUGUACUUCAUCGUACUUUGUAUAUCACGCGUAUUCAUUUGUAUUAUGUGACGCAAUAUAUAUAUAUUGUAUGCGGCGAAUCUGAUUACUGUAUAGCAAAUAUACAACCUACGUCAAUA
This is a messenger RNA of Formica exsecta, 5337 nucleotides long. RefSeq names its product rho GDP-dissociation inhibitor 1 (gene RhoGDI). Gene Ontology annotation, cellular component: cytosol; cytoplasm; membrane. Gene Ontology annotation, molecular function: dynein intermediate chain binding; Rho GDP-dissociation inhibitor activity. NCBI's taxonomy places the organism in Eukaryota, Metazoa, Arthropoda, Insecta, Hymenoptera, Formicidae. Bases 159 to 3290 code for a protein of 1043 amino acids. Gene Ontology annotation, biological process: cilium movement; Rho protein signal transduction; inner dynein arm assembly. The record is from RefSeq and is a predicted model, not a curated record. The transcript is spliced from 10 exons.